Messenger RNA from Annulohypoxylon maeteangense, 1492 nucleotides. Its product is annotated as transaldolase. The transcript has 5 exons. Lineage: Eukaryota; Fungi; Ascomycota; Sordariomycetes; Xylariales; Hypoxylaceae. Gene Ontology annotation, biological process: pentose-phosphate shunt, non-oxidative branch; carbohydrate metabolic process. Gene Ontology annotation, cellular component: intracellular anatomical structure. Gene Ontology annotation, molecular function: transaldolase activity. The record is from RefSeq and is a predicted model, not a curated record. Bases 182 to 1189 code for a protein of 335 amino acids.
AGAGAUGUAGCGGGGGAGCAUCCUUCCCACCCCGAACACUGUUCUGUUUUGUCUUAAGACGUCCAUGCAGGCCCCGUAUCAAUCACAUUACUCUCCUACAACUAGAGAUCACAUCAACUAUAUCCCGUCCCCACGGUUUCGCCCAUAAAAAGAUAUAAAGGUAUAUACCUGCCUAGGUAGAAUGGGUUCUAACCCCCAGAAGAGUCUUCUUGACGUGCUGCGAUCGCAGACCGCAGUAGACUGUGACACAUUCGAUGUCGAAAUUCCGAAACAACUCAGUCCAUUCGUAGACUGUACAUCAAAUCAGGCUAUUGCGUAUCACGAGUUGAUACGCAUAGGUGAGGAUGGAAAAGCGCUGCACGCUCAGCUGAUCCAAGAUGCUAUUGAUUUUGCAUCGAAGAAGAGCUCAGCAUACCCAGGAGUGUCUGUCGCCGAGCUGGCAGUAGAGACCAUGAUGGUCAAGCUGGCUCUAAGAAUAGUACCCUAUUUGAAAGGAUACUCUCAUAUCCAGACGAACCCAAAGUUUUCUUAUGAUAAGCAGAAGACCAUCGAGAACGGGAAACGAAUCGUAUCAAUAUUCAAGGACCUCGACCCGGAGUACGAUUCUCGUAGGGUGUGCAUAAAGGUACCGUCUACCUGGGAAGGCAUGCAAGCGUGUCGCGAACUAGAGAGCCAAGGCAUCGUGACGUUGGCGACAACCAUGUUUUGCCUUGAGCAGGCCUCUCUGGCGGCUCAUGUGGGUUGCACCUACAUUGCACCGUACAUCAAUGAGCUACGGGUGCAUUUUGAAGAGGGCUAUAUCGACCAGCACAAAGCAUUCGAUUUCUGCGGUUCUGCCCAGCGAUAUUAUGAGAAGAUCGGGAGCAAGACACAGGUAUUGCCAGCGAGCUUGACGUCUAUCCAAGAAGUCAUGAAGUUGGCUGGCGUUCAUCACAUCACGGUGGCGCCGCACUUAUUGACGAAAUUGGCAGAGACGCCUGCUGAUUCUUGGGAGGGAGAGGUUGGAAGCAUCUUCAAGGGGAAAAAAGAGGAAGUGCUAGGUGAUUAUGGUGAUAUUGUAGAGAAUGAGAGCGUCUGGCGCCUAGCUUUUACUCGAAGCCAGGAUGGUAAAUCUGAAGGUAAAAUCAUCCAGGCCAUUAACAUAUUCAGCGAUAAACAAGAUGCUCUAGAGGGUCUAGUUGGGCGAUAGUGGAUUCAUUGCAAGAUCUAGCUAUGGCAAACGGACCUUGUAUGAAAUUUUGGUUUUUUUUUUUUUUAAAAAAAAAUAGGUGGUGCUCAAUACUAUAGGUACUAGGUACCUACCUAGGUAUCUAGUACCUAGCAGGAAUUGCGACGAGCUUACCUAUAGGUAUCUGCGGCUUGGCAAAAUAUGUGGCUGUUGCAGGUAAAGGAUGUCCGAGAUUAGUGGCUUGUUAUUGUUCCCGAGGUCCUUGACAAUGUUCAUCAUGAUGGUAGUUUGUCUAUUUCAAGGCUUCCCUCUAUCUAGCGAUCU